UCGAACGUCAUCGUCAUUUCCGGUUUGCUCAGCUUACAUGCUGCUUCUUGACUAAAAGAAAGAAAAACAUAAACGUUCUUCGUUUAUUCCAUGUAAACACGAUGUUGUUAUAAAGCAGCUAGAACAGAUCGGUAGUAUUUUAUAUUAGAACAACAUGGUUCCAUCAGACCUUAAGACCCUGAUCCAGAGGUUUUAUCAACUUCAGUCUGAGCGGAUAGAGACGUAUCGACUCUUUGAAGAAGGACAUGAAGCCUACUUGCGGACUGGGCCCCAUUAUGACUUCGAGCACUAUAAGCAGUUGGUCCACGAGAUAACGCAGGCCUUCAGCGGCAUUUCUAAGGAAGUCCUGGAGAUCAAGGGAAGGCUUCAAGAGUUGGACCAAGCUGACCUUUGUGAGCACAUUGAAAAGCUACAGAGCAAAGAGAAGCAGAAACUUGAACUGACAGCCAAGCUGCAGCUGGCCAAGCAGCAGGCCCAGGAUCAUCUGGAGGAUGAAGGCUGUCUUGAAGGAAUUCAGGAGAUCAAGCACGAGAUCAUAAAGAACAAAGAGGCUAUGAGUGAGAUCAUGCAGGACUUUAAAUACGAUUCAGAAGAGUGUGAUUGACAGCCAGCUCCCUGGAGGUCUGAACCAACGGCCCUCUCACAUGACGAAACCGCGGAGUCGACUUCGCCCUGAUGCAACUUCCAUCUCGGAGUCUUCAUCAGCUCUUAUUGAUUCGCCUCCGGCUCCACCCUGCUCUCUGCUGCAGUCUGAUUCCACCCAGGGGGGGUUCUCCCAAUCUGCCUCUGUGUGAUUUUAUGUGUAGUCGUGUGUUUGCUUUGCUGCAUUGCUGAACAUAGAAGAGUGUUUAUAAUGUGAUGAUAUGUUUGGAAAAAAAACCACCAAAACGAAAUCAUUAAUGGAGUUUGUCUUUAUUAAUAAAGACAAACUUAAAGAGU
Messenger RNA from Girardinichthys multiradiatus, 939 nucleotides. It is a transcript of the gene rex1bd, whose product is annotated as required for excision 1-B domain containing. Lineage: Eukaryota; Metazoa; Chordata; Actinopteri; Cyprinodontiformes; Goodeidae. The record is from RefSeq and is a predicted model, not a curated record. The transcript is spliced from 5 exons. The coding region runs from base 155 to 604 and encodes 149 amino acids.